AUUAAUCUUUCCUGGUCUUCUUAAAAAGGACUAUGUUGCGUAGGGCUUUGAAGACAGUCAGCAGGGUGAGUGGUGUGUCUCUGGCUCAACUGAUUAACACUGUAGUUGAUCGACAUAUAAAUUCCUGCAAGCUACUAACUACAAAAAUUUUAACUGACAGUGAGCAUCCACUUUAUUUACAGCUCUCUCCAUGUAUCUCCUCAAGGAGGACAAGAGGAAACUACAUAAGACUGUAUGCUCGUACAGCUAAGUAUAAGAAUUCAACUGUACCUUACCUUGCACGUAUAUUUUGUGAGGAGAAAAGUGUUAGAACAGAAAUCACACAUCAACUUUGUGACAGUUAAAAAUCUCAUUUCAAUAAUUUAACUUACAAUGUAGAAUUUUCUCGUUUUUAGUAUUCUUCACAUAACUUAAAUUUUUAUAAUGAAACAAUUCGAAA
Molecule: messenger RNA, 439 nt
Organism: Heterobilharzia americana
Lineage: Eukaryota; Metazoa; Platyhelminthes; Trematoda; Strigeidida; Schistosomatidae
Source: the annotation of a GenBank genome assembly